UUCAACUUUCAGUCUCUCUGCUCAGCUCUGAAAUGAGUGCUGCAGAGUCUUCAGUGGGCAUGCUCCCUACCAAAGAUGGCCUGGAGGAGGAAGAAAUGGAGAUCAUUUUCAACACUGCUUUCUAAUAAACACAUGAAAAAAAUUUUAAACUGUGCUUUGGGAAGCAUUAGAAUUUCCUAUGGUAAAUGCAUUGUUUUUAAAUUUUAAAAAAAUAGAAGAGAAGAGAAGAAAGCACGAGGAAAGACUUUCAGGUAAAAAGCUAAAGGGAAAAUGUCUCAGAAUCACCUUCCGUGUGUCUCCUGCUAAGCUUUACUGCUGCUAUGUUGUGAUCACGGUCCUUACUGUAGCUAUAGUUGCACUUUCUGUGGCUUUGUCAGUAAGAAAGACUGAGCAGGUCUCCAUCAAAAAUAUUCAUGGUGUUUGCCCAAGAGACUGGAUUGGAUUUGGAAAUAAGUGCUUUUAUUUUUCUGAAUACACAAGUAACUGGACAUUCAGCCAGGACUCCUGCAUGGCACAAGAGGCACAACUAGCUCGAUUUGACAACAUGGAGGAGCUGAAUUUCCUAACAAGAUACAAGGGGACUUUUGACUACUGGAUUGGCCUGCACAGAGAGUCCUUAGAGGACCCUUGGACAUGGACAGACAGCACUAAGUAUAACAACUUGCUUCCCAUCAGGGGAGUGGAAGAACAUGCCUACCUGAAUGACAAUGGGAUCAGCAGUGGCAGGGACUAUGUACAUCGGGGAUGGAUUUGUAGCAAACCCAACAGCUACACCAUCCAGUGCCAAAAUCCUUCCUAGUCGUUGCCAAGAGAUGCUUUUAGCCUGUUAUCUACAGUUGCUGCUCUUUCCUCUAUCUUCCCACUUUGAUAUCAUAAGGAAGUAAGAAUAUUUCUUGACAUCACAAAUGAAAACCAUCUUGGAGAACUGCCUACAGGGGAUUAGAAGACCAUAAUGAGUCUAAAAUACAUGUUAGCAGUCAGGCUUAAGCCUAUAGUACAGUCAAUGUUAGUGAACUCCACUUAUAUGAUAUGGGAUUUUUGUGCAGAGAAGUCCUUCUUUUGAAUUUAUGAGACCACAAAAAUGAGUUUCCAAAAAUGCAUGUGGACUUUACAUAGUGACACACACACCUGUGGUCCUAGUUAUUUAAGAUUGAUACAGAAGGGUCCAGGUUCAUGAGUGGGUACUGAAAGUAUGGGAAUGCUUUAACAAUAAUGAGAAAGGUGAGGAUUCAUUCAUAGCAACCCAAAAUAUUGGGAAAACAUUGUACAUUCUUCUAAAAAUUCAUACCAACAUACAGAAGAUUUAAAAAAUAGUUAAAACUAAGAUUUCCUUUAUACUCUGCAAUUUAAAACAUAAGAGACUUUGUCAAAAUGUUUCUCUACUUUAGGAGUAGGGAUUAAGAUUUAGGCUCAUACCUGCUGGGUUUCAUUUCUGCUCUAUGACUCAAAUAUGUGUGACCUCAGCAGUCAGUUCUUACUGUGAAUCUCUGGAAGGAAUCAGGAGUAAUGGCAAUAGU
Messenger RNA from Acomys russatus (golden spiny mouse), 1517 nucleotides. RefSeq names its product C-type lectin domain family 2 member D11-like. The record is from RefSeq and is a predicted model, not a curated record. Gene Ontology annotation, cellular component: external side of plasma membrane. Lineage: Eukaryota; Metazoa; Chordata; Mammalia; Rodentia; Muridae. The transcript has 6 exons. The coding region runs from base 179 to 799 and encodes 206 amino acids.